Magallana angulata is the source of this 753-nucleotide messenger RNA. RefSeq lists its product as uncharacterized. Bases 148 to 540 code for a protein of 130 amino acids. The transcript has 4 exons. NCBI's taxonomy places the organism in Eukaryota, Metazoa, Mollusca, Bivalvia, Ostreida, Ostreidae. The record is from RefSeq and is a predicted model, not a curated record.
UGUCGGACACAAGACACAUCUCUCCAACACGUCAUCUUCUUCUUGACAAACUAACUCCCACUGCUAUCUGAUUGGCUGAGCGUCUAUAAAACUAUUCUUCCCGGAUAGACCUGUCCAUUUUGAAUUUGAAAUUCGACUAGAAUUAAGAUGAAUAUUUCCAGCGCCGCCAUGCUGCGUGUUUUCGUGGUCGCCCUCUGGGCAAUAGCAAUCCUGUGUCAAAAUACAAACGGACUAACUGCACUAGAAAACAUUCUAGCAGAGGAAACCAAAGACGAUUAUUUGAGGGAUGUCGAUGAUGAUUCCGUCUUGGACCAGAGAACAAGGGAAGAAGACCUGAAGAAGCUUAUUUUAAAGAAGUUACGAUUUCGAGAACUACCAAAUGAUUCUUCAUCCGAGGUGCUCAACAGUUUAGUUAAGAGAGUCCCCGACUCGUUUCGUUAUGGAGAUUCCUUGGUGGACAAGGUGGCCGCUUUGCUGAGAAUCAAGAUGAGGCCAACAAAGAGCCCCCAGGUCAGAAUGCCCAGUCUACGAUUUGGCUGAGGACGUCCAGAGACAGAAUAGAGUGGUGUAGAGAUUUAUUUUAUCUCUUUGUUUAUUAAAAAGAGAAAAAAGUAACUCUAUUUUUUUUUUUUGCAUCUGUAUACACUGAAACUUCGAAAAGAAUACUAGAAAUGCUUUAAGAGAGUGGUGGUUUAUAUUUUGUUUGAUAAAGUGUCAUUUUCAGAUGUUUAAUAAAAAUAUAAACAUAUUAAA